GACAAUCCCAGCCCGUCCCGCGGCAUCCCAAAGGUCCAAAUCAUUCUCCGAGGAGCUGCGGCGCUGCGGCGACGGCGGCAGCGACGGCGAUGCGGUUGCCAUCUGCCGCCUCGGCGUCCCGCCUUCCCUCUUCCCUUUUCUUACAACCCCGCGCAAGGACAAGAUGCGUCCCAUCCUCCUCCCUCGCCUGUCGGGCAUCUUCUUCAUCAGCCGCGGGCGCUGGUGACGGCGGCUCGCGGAAGCCGUGGCUCUUCGUAGGGCUGGGUAACCCCGGAAAGGUGUACCAGGGAACUCGCCACAACGUUGGAUUCGAGAUGAUCGAUGUUAUAGCAGAAGCUGAGGGUAUAUCUCUGAGCAGUAUGCAGUUCAAGGCAAUGGUUGGAAAAGGCCGCAUUGGUGAUGCAUCUAUUAUGCUUGCCAAGCCACAAACCUUUAUGAAUGCAAGCGGUGAGUCUGUCGGGCAGCUGGUUUCAUAUUUCAAGAUACCACUUAGUCAAGUCGUUGUGAUGUAUGAUGAUCUGGAUUUACCCUUUGCAAAACUGCGUCUGCUGCCAAAGGGUGGCCAUGGUGGGCAUAAUGGGAUGAGAAGCAUCGUCAACCAUUUGAAACAGAGCCGUGAUUUUCCACGCCUAAGAAUUGGCAUUGGACGACCGCCCGGGAAGAUGGAUCCUGCCAAUUUCGUUCUCCGGCCUUUUAACAAGAAAGAGCAGCAAGAGCUUGAUUUUGCGUUGCAUAGGGGCUUGGAGGCGGUGCGGAUAAUGGUGCCGGAAGGAUUCAACAAGAGCGCGACUUACGUGAACACUGCACAAUCAUCUGAAAUGCUGAAUAGGUGAUGGGCCAAUAAACUGCCAUAUGCGAUUUAAAUCCCAUACCAAAGGGAUUUAAUCGAGGAAGCAGUCGCAGCUUCGCUUGAUGCAUCGUUUGUUCGGUGGCCAUCCCCCCUCUCCUGGCAAGAAAGUUCUGACAGCUGAAUUACUUGUUAGAUCAUACUGUAUGAUCUGAGCAACUUAGGGGGUGUUUGGUUUGAGAAAUCAUUCCAUCUAAGAUGAGAUGGUGCAUCACGAAUCAAUUCCUCAAAUUUGGUGGAAUGACCUCAUUCCUCAUGUUAUUACUAACUAAUUAACUAUAAAGAAUGAGGUGGUGAUUGAUCAACUCAUUCCAUUAUACAAACUAAACAAAAAAGUGAGGAAUAAGUGAUGGUGGACUAGUUUAUUCCUCAAAA
Zea mays is the source of this 1222-nucleotide messenger RNA. Its product is annotated as peptidyl-tRNA hydrolase. The transcript has 8 exons. The record is from RefSeq and is marked provisional. NCBI's taxonomy places the organism in Eukaryota, Viridiplantae, Streptophyta, Magnoliopsida, Poales, Poaceae. The coding region runs from base 90 to 833 and encodes 247 amino acids. Gene Ontology annotation, molecular function: peptidyl-tRNA hydrolase activity.